Solanum verrucosum is the source of this 1908-nucleotide messenger RNA. RefSeq lists its product as uncharacterized. The transcript is spliced from 5 exons. The record is from RefSeq and is a predicted model, not a curated record. Bases 104 to 1657 code for a protein of 517 amino acids. NCBI's taxonomy places the organism in Eukaryota, Viridiplantae, Streptophyta, Magnoliopsida, Solanales, Solanaceae.
UCACUGUGUAGGGUUUAUCACUCUCAAAAGCCCUCAUUUUUUUUUUCUCUAUUUUCCAGAAACACCCAUUACCCAGCUUUACAUGAGUAGUUGAAAACUAAACAUGCACACAAUUAAGGGUGGUUGGGUCGGGCAAACAUUUGCCCUUGCUACUUGCAAUGACUCUGGUGGCCGGAAGACUAGGAUUAGGCGUUCGAAAGAAGAGAGGAAGUCUAUGGUUGAAACUUUUAUAAAGAAAUAUCAGAAGUCAAAUGAUGGGAAUUUCCCAUCACUUAAUUUGACGCACAAGGAAGUUGGUGGCUCUUUCUACACAGUACGAGAACUAGUUCGCGAGAUAAUUCAGGAAAAUAGAGUUCUAGGUCCAGCUAAGUUAUCUCCUGAAGAGCAGAACAAUAUCAUUUUUGCAGAAGAAUAUCCACUAGGAUCCAUAUCAACUGAACCGCAAAGUUUAUCUUUGUCUGGUGAGACCCAUGUUAUGUCAAGUUAUGCGCCCAACCAUUACAUGGGUAAAUGUGAAGAAGCUGAUUUUGGCAUGAAUAGACAGCUUGAUAUAGAUGAGGUGAUGGUUGCAGAUGAUGGACUACAAACUAGCACAAGUGACGUUUCCGAGAGGAUUGAACAGUCUGAUGAAUCAUUCAUAAUUGAUUCUGAAUCUGAUCAUCAAAAAAACAAGGAUGAGGUUUUGCAUUUUAGUGGGAUUAAUGGAGUUGACCAUGAGAUGCUCAAUGAACAAAUGACUGGUGACUCUGAGACAACCGAAGAAAAUGAAAUCUCUGGUAAAUCUGACUCAGUCAACACCCUCUCUUUCAAGCAUCAAAAUACCAGUGCACAAGUUUUAGAUUCUACUGAGAUCAUCUCUGAAAGUGUGAAUGUGAGUCUCCUCUCUGGGGUUGAUGCUAGUCUUCCUACAGUUAAAAAUGAUGAAACAUACGGAGAACCAAUAUUUACAAAGUCGGUGGUAGGAGAGAAUCUAGAUGUUGAAGGUGGAUUGAAUGAACUAGAAGCAUCAAAAGCUGGAAUGCCUCUUAAAACGUCAGAAUUACUGGUGGAGAAGUUUCCCCUGCGACCCAUUUCUAAGAAAAUAGAUGAUUUGGAUUCAGGAUUAAAUGAAACAACUAGUGUAGCAAAAACAUUGGAAGAAACUGAACAUGAACACGACAGGAUAGCCUCUUUGGAAAAAGCUGCAGAACCUGUAAAUGAGCCAGUUGAUGUGAUGAUAGCUGAUCCAACAACAGAGAAGUCGAGUAAAUUGUUGAACGAGAAAACAGAGGCGAAAGCUGGAGAGGCAUCAUUGGAAAUUUUAAGUUCCUCAGAAGAAAGAGUGGCCAUUGCCACUAAUGUAGGAGUUAAGGCCGCAUCAACUGUAAGUGAGACAGUUAAUGCUUAUGGUCCUAUGCCUAAUGAGACUGUUGGUAGCAGUAGCGCCAGCGGUACUUCUAAGAAACCAGCUGCGGAUGAGUUGGUUGAAGAUAAAGGCAAAGCCAGCAUUCAACAUGGUAGCAGCCAUCAGAAAGGAGUCAAUCCUCCACUAGACAGAAUUCAUCUUGAAACAUGGAAAGGCACUUCAACAAAAUCCGGUGAACGUGAAACAAAUCCAUUCCUUGCUUUAUUGAAGGCAUGUGUCACAGCUUUAGUGAAAUUUUGGACUGAAGAAUAGCUUCUUUGCUUUUCCUUUGAGUGCUUUGAAUCUGGCUAUAGAUCCAGCUGCUGCUACAGUGAUAUUUUCGGUACAUGGGGGAACAUUUUUCUCGAAUUAUAUCAUUUCGAAGCUGCAAUGGAAGUUACAUCCUCUACCACAGGGGGAUCUCUCAAACCAAAAUCUCAACGUUUUCGGUGAUAUCUUAGUUGUAUGAUAGAACUUGUGCUAGUUGUGGUUUAGUAAGUAUUUUUUAGAUGGAUUUAUCACAU